AUGGCGACCGAGGCCGGGACCGCGCGGCCUGGAAGCGUUGCCAUGGAGACGACUCGGGAGCUGGGGCUCCAGAGCCCCGGCACAUCGCCGGCUCAGAAGCCCGCGGAACCUCUGUGCGGGGCCGGUGCCACGGUGGCGGCGGCGCGCUGGGACCUGCGGAAAUACUCCAUGCUCAUCGUGAUCGGCGAUAUUGGUACAGAGAGUCAGCUGAGGGCCGUGCGGGCCCACCUAGAACAAGGGAUUCUCUCCUGGAACAUUGACUUAUCGUCCUUUGACUUGGACCAACAGUUGAAACUCUUCAUUACCCGGCACCUAGCUCACUUCUCCUCAGAGGUCAAAGGCCAGAGGACCCUCUGCCACCAGAGUGAGACCCUAGAGAGCACCAUCCUAGUCAACCCAAGUGCAGACAGCAUCAGCUCAGAGGUGCACCAUCUUCUUAGUAGCCCAUCAGCGCACAAACUUCUGAUCUUGAGUGGACAAACUUUAGAGCCGGAGGGAGACCUUAUCCUACAGAGUGGUACCUAUUCUUAUCAAAACUUUGCCCGGGUCCUUCACAAUCCUGAGAUUGCCCAAUUGCUCAGCAAUAGAGACCCUGGGAUCCAGGCCUUCCUUACUGUUUCCUGCUUAGGGGAGGGUGAGUGGAGCCACCUGGGAUUGUCCAGUUGCCAAGAGACCUUGCGCCUCCAGCUAAAUCCUGAGCCUGUGUUGCCCACCAUGGAUGGUGUGGCUGAGUUCUCCGAGUAUGUCUCUGAGACUGUGGACGUGCCCUCCCCGUUUGACCUGCUUGAACCCCCGACCUCCGGAGGCUUCCUCAAGCUCUCCAAGCCUUGCUGCUACAUCUUUCCUGGCGGCCGUGGGGACUCCGCUCUGUUUGCUGUCAACGGCUUUAACAUCCUGGUGGAUGGGGGUUCGGACCGCAAGUCGUGCUUCUGGAAGCUGGUACGGCACCUGGACCGCAUCGACUCCGUGCUGCUCACACACAUCGGGGCUGACAAUCUGCCGGGCAUCAACGGGCUCCUGCAGCGCAAGGUGGCAGAGCUGGAGGAGGAGCAGUCCCAAGGCUCCAGCAGCUACAGCGACUGGGUGAAGAACCUCAUCUCCCCCGAGCUUGGGGUUGUAUUCUUCAACGUGCCCGAUAAGCUUCGGCUGCCUGAUGCCUCCCGGAAGGCCAAGCGCAGCAUUGAGGAGGCCUGUCUCACUCUUCAGUACCUGAACCGCCUAGGCAUCCAGGCCGAGCCUCUCUAUCGUGUCGUCAGCAACACCAUUGAGCCACUGACCCUCUUCCACAAAAUGGGUGUGGGUCGGCUGGACAUGUAUGUCCUCAACCCUGUCAAGGACAGUAAGGAGAUGCAGUUCCUCAUGCAGAAGUGGUCGGGCAAUAGUAAAGCCAAGACAGGCAUCGUGCUGGCCAAUGGGAAGGAGGCAGAGAUCUCAGUCCCCUACCUGACCUCCAUCACAGCUCUGGUCGUCUGGCUCCCAGCCAACCCGACUGAGAAGAUUGUGCGUGUGCUUUUCCCAGGAAAUGCUCCCCAGAACAAGAUCUUGGAGGGCCUGGAAAAGCUUCGGCACCUGGACUUCCUGCGGUACCCUGUGGCAACACAGAAGGACCUGGCUGCUGGGGCUGUGCCUACCAACCUGAAACCCAGCAAAAUCAAACAUCGGGCCGACAGCAAGGAGAGCCUUAAAGCUGCUCCCAAGACAGCCGUGAGCAAGCUGGCCAAACGGGAGGAAGUGUUAGAAGAGGGAGCCAAGGAGGCCCGCUCAGAGCUGGCCAAGGAGUUAGCCAAGACAGAAAAGAAAGGAAAAGAACAGUCUGAGAAACCACCAGAAAAACCCUCCAAGCCAGAGAGGGUAAGGACAGAGUCGAGUGAAGCGCUGAAGGCUGAGAAGCGAAAGCUGAUCAAGGACAAAGUGGGGAAGAAGCACCUGAAAGAAAAGAUCUCCAAGCUGGAGGAGAAAAAGGACAAGGAGAAAAAGGAGAUCAAGAAGGAAAGGAAGGAACUCAAGAAGGAGGAUGGAAGGAAGGAAGAGAAAAAGGAUGCCAAGAAGGAUGAAAAGAGGAAAGAUACCAAACCUGAAGUAAAGAAAUUCUCCAAACCAGACCUGAAGCCUUUUACCCCUGAGGUCCGUAAGACCCUCUAUAAAGCCAAGGCCCCUGGGAGGAUCAAGAUGGACAAAGGCCGAGCUGCCCGUGGGGAAAAAGAGUUGUCUUCUGAGCCCCGGACUCCCCCAGCCCAGAAAGGGGCUGCGCCAGCCCCAUCUGUCAGUGCGCACAGAGAGUCAGCCUUGUCCUCACCGGAGGACCUCACGCAGGACUUUGAGGAGUUGAAGCGUGAGGAGAGAGGUUUGCUGGCUGAACAAAGGGAUAUAGGCGAGAAACUACUCCCUGUAGAUUCUACAGAGCAGGGGUCCCCAAGCACGGCCAUCCAGGCAGCACAACCCUCCAUCCCAGGACUUGAGCAAGAAGAACAAGUGAUAAGAGAGAACGAGGUUGUCCCAGACCUUCCCAAGGAUACAGGGAGCAAGAGCAGAGCCCCAGACUCAGGGGCUGAGACAGAGAAAGAGAAAGAAACCUGGGAGGAAAAGAAGCAGAGAGAGGCAGAGAAGAUCCCAGAAAGCACCGAGGUCAGGGACGAGAGUGAACCUGAGGUAAAAGAGGAUGUGAUAGAAAAGGCUGAGUUAGAAGAAAUGGAAGAGGCUCACCCGUCAGAUGAGGAUGAAGAAGAGACAAAGGCUGAGAGUUUUUAUCAAAAACAUAUGCAGGAGGCCUUAAAGGUAAUCCCAAAGAGCAGAGAUGCUCUCGGGGGCCGGGAACUGGGAUCCCAGGGCAAGGUGCCUGAGAAGGAGACAUCGUCAUUCCUAAGCAGCUUAGCCACACCUGCUGGAGCCACUGAGCAUGUCUCCUACAUUCAGGACGAGACAAUCCCGGGAUACUCAGAGACUGAGCAGACCAUCUCAGAUGAGGAGAUCCAUGACGAGCCAGACGAACGCCCAGCCCCGCCCAGAUUUCCUACAAGUACCUAUGACCUCUCUGGGCCUGAAGGUCCUGGUCCCUUUGAAGCCAGCCAGGCUGCAGACAGCACUGUUCCUGCCACCUCUAGCAAAACUUACGGGGCACCUGAGACCGAACUCACCUACCCCCCUAACAUGGUCGCUGCCCCUUUGGCCGAAGAGGAACACGUGUCUUCCGCCACAUCGAUCACUGAAUGCGACAAGCUCUCUUCCUUUGCCACAUCAGUAGCGGAGGACCAGUCUGCAGCCUCACUCACAGCUCCCCAGACAGAGGAGACAGGCAAGAGCUCCUUGCUGCUCGACACGGUCACAAGUAUCCCCUCUUCCCGCACCGAGGCCACUCAGGGCUUGGACUAUGUGCCAUCAGCUGGCACCAUCUCACCCACCUCUUCACUGGAAGAAGAUAAGGGCUUCAAGUCCCCGCCCUGUGAGGAUUUCUCCGUGCCCGGCGAGUCAGAGAAGAAAGGAGAGGCUGUCGGGAGAGGCUUGACUGGGGAGAAGGCUGUGGGAAAGGAAGAGAAAAAUGUAACAGCAUCCGAGAAACUGUCCAGUCAGUAUGCUGCUGUGUUUGGUGUCCCUGGACAUGCCCUACAUCCAGGGGAAGCAGCCCUUGGAGAAGUGGAGGAACGGUGCCUCAGCCCAGAUGACAGCACAGUGAAGAUGGCAUCUCCUCCACCAUCUGGCCCACCCAGUGCCACCCACACACCCUUUCAUCAGUCCCCAGUGGAAGAACAGUCUGAGCCUCAAGACUUUCAAGAAGAAUCCUGGGGAGACACAAAGCAUACUCCAGGUGUCGUCAAGGAAGAUGCUGAAGAGCAGACAGUCAAGCCAGGGCCUGAGGUGGGCAUACCAGAAGAGGGGAAAGCACCUCUUUCCAGGAGCCCCCAAGCCCAGGAUGCUCCUGUCAGCAUUGUUGGGGGUCAGAGCCCCCAAGCCCAGGAUGCUCCUGUCAGCAUUGUUGGGGGUCAGGCCGGCUGCACCAUUCAGCUGUUGCCAGAACAAGACAAAGCAGUAGUGUUUGAGACUGGAGAGGCAGGUCCAAUUUUAGGAGCAGGAACCCUUCCUGGAGAAGCAAGCGCACCGCUUGAAGAACCUGGUAAAUCUCAGAGAGAUGAUGUACUUCGGUUCACUGAUCAAAGCUUUUCCCCUGAAGAUGCAGAGUCCCUGUCUGUCCUCAGUGUAGUCUCCUCAGACACUGCCAAACAAGAAGCCACGUCCAGGUCUCCCUGUAGCCUGAAAGAGCAGCAUCUACACAAAGACCUUUGGCCAAUGGUAUCCCCAGAGGACACCCAGUCACUUUCUUUCUCAGAAGAGAGUCCUAGCAAGGAAACCUCUCUGGAUAUCUCUUCUAAGCAGCUCUCUCCAGAAAGCCUCGGCACCCUCCAGUUUGGAGAACUAAGCCUAGGAAAGGAAGAAAAGGGGCCUUUGAUGAAGGCUGAAGACACCUCUUGCCACCUGGCUCCUGUGUCUAUUCCAGAGCCCCCCGUUGCUGCAGUGUCACCUCCCACAGAGGAGGCUGCUGGAGAGGCAGAUGUCACAGAUGACAGCCCUGCUGGAAAAUUACCUGGCAGUCCUUUCUCUCACUCUCCACCAUCAGGUGAUAAGAGAGCCUCACCUGGGUCUGAGGUCAUGGGCCCUGCUGGACAUGCUAUGACAUCUGAUAGCUCCCUCACCAAGAGUCCUGAGUCUUUGUCAAGUCCUGCCAUGGAGGACCUUGCCAUGGAAUGGGAAAGUAAAGCUCCAGGGCUGAAAGACAGAACUGCCAAGCAAAAGGAAAAGGAACUCGGGAUGAAAGAUGAGCCCCUCCAGCAGGGCCAGAUUCUGCAGGAGAAGGUUGCUGCUGUUGAGCAGGACUCAGUCGCGCAUCGGAAAGACAGGGCUCUAGAUGAAAAAAGCAAGCCUGGAGAACAGCAGGGUGAGACUUCAGGACAGAAAGGCAGAGGCUUGGACCAACAGGAUGUGGCUGUAGAGCUGGACAAGGGUCCUGAACCCAAAGACAAAGACUUAGAGCGAAAGGACCAGGUCCCAGCAGAGAAGGACAAGGCCUCAGAACAAAAGGGCACAGACCUGCAACAGACCCAAACCACUGAGCCAGAAGCUAGAGAGCAAGAGCACAGAGAUUUAGGAAAAAUAGACAAGGUUGUAGAGCUGAAAGAUAAGACCCCACAAGAGAAAGACAGAAUAUUAGAACAGAAAGGCAAGACUCCAGAGCACAUCAUCCCCGAACCAACACAGACACAGAGAGCUCCUGAACAGAAAAGUGAGGCUAAUAAAGAACAGAAGGAUGAGGCCUCAGAAGAGAAAGGCAAGGUCUUGGAACAAAAAGACUGGGCCCUUGGGAAGCAGGGUGCUGCCCUGGACCAAGAGAGCAGGGUUGCUGAACAGAAAGAUGGGACCCUAAAAGAAGACAAGGAGCAGAAGAGCUCUUUCCUGGAAGAUAAAACCACAACACUGAAAGAGACAAUCCUUGAUCAGAAGACUCCAGAAAAGGCCAAGGCUGUGGAGCAGCAGGAUGAAACUGUCCUGGAGAAGACCAGAUCUUUGGGGCUGGAAGAGAGCCCAGUACAGAGAGGCAAGGCUCAAGAGCAGGAAGAGAAAUACUGGAAGGAGGAGGAGGAGGAGGAGGAUGUGGAUGUGGGCCAUAGAUGGCGAGAAACAUCUCCAGACAGAGAAGAGCCAGUUGGAGGACAGAAAGAGCCUGUUCCAGCCUGGGAGGGCAAGUCUCCUGAGCAAGAAGUCAGGUAUUGGAGGGACAGAGACAUAAGCCUGCAGCAGGAUGCAUACUGGAGGGAGCUAAGCUGCGAGAGAAAGGUCUGGUUCCCUCACGAGUUAGAUGGCCAAGGAGCCCGUCCACGGUACUCUGAGGAACGUGAAAGUACUUUUCUUGAUGAGGGGGCAGAGGAACAAGAAGCGAGCUCAUUGCAGCAUACUCCCCGGAGUCCCUGGGCCUCAGAUUUCAAGGAUUUCCAGGAGCCCCUGCCCCAGAAGGGGUUAGAGGUGGAGCGCUGGCUUGCUGAGUCGCCAGUUGGCCUGCCGCCAGAGGAAGAGGACAAGCUGACUCGCUCCCCCUUUGAGAUCAUCUCCCCUCCAUCCUCUCCACCAGAGAUGACUGGACAGAGGGUUCCUCCAGCCCCAGGACAAGAAAGUCCUGUCCCAGACACUAAGCCUGCACCACCUCUGAGGAAUGAACCUACCACCCCUUCCUGGCUAGCUGAGAUCCCACCGUGGGUACCCAAGGAUAGACCCCUGCCUCCUGCACCCCUCACUCCAGCUCCAGCUCCCCCGACACCUGCCCCAGAACCACACACUCCUGUGCCCUUCUCCUGGGGCAUAGCCGAGUAUGACAGUGUGGUGGCUGCGGUGCAGGAGGGGGCAGCUGAGUUGGAAGGUGGGCCGUACUCCCCCCUGGGGAAGGACUAUCGAAAAGCUGAAGGGGAAAGGGAAGGGGAGGGUGGGGCUGGGGCUCCUGACAACAGCACCUUCGGUUCAAAAGUCCCAGAGGCUAGCAGCACUACCAGGGAUACUGAGGAGACGGAACCGGAGCAGAGGGAGCCCACGCCCUACCCCGAUGAGAGAAGCUUUCAGUAUGCAGACAUCUACGAGCAGAUGAUGCUUACUGGGCUGGGCCCUGCUUGCCCCACUAGGGAGCCGCCACUGGGGGCACCUGGGGAUUGGCCCCCACGCCUCUCAACCAAGGAGGAGGCUGUUGGCCGCCAUACGCCCUCAGAGAAGGAGCCUUCCUCUCCUGUCUCACCUAAACGCCUACAAUAUGACACUCCAUCUUUCAGCUAUGCUGCUCUGGCAGGACCCACUGUACCUCCUAGGCAAGAGCCUGAGCCAGUCCCCAACGUGGAGUCCAGCCUCACCCCUCCGGCAGUGCCCCCUCGUGCCCCUAUCUCCCUCAGCAAAGACCCAAGCCCCCCUCUUAAUGGAAGCACAGUGAGCUGUAGCCCAGACAGGAGGACCCCAUCCCCAAAAGAACUGGGCCGGGGUCACUGGAAUGAUGGUACUAGUGACCCAGACCUGGAGAAGGGGGCUCGGGAACAGCCAGAGAAAGAAGCCCAGUCCCCAAGUCCCCAGCACCCCAUGCCAGUGGGCCACCCCUCACUGUGGCCUGAAACUGAGGCACACACCAGCCUUUCCUCAGACUCGCACCUAGGACCCGCCCGACCAAGCCUGGACUUCCCUGCCUCAGCCUUUGGCUUCUCCUCCUUGCAGCCUGCGCCCCCACAGCUGCCCUCGCCGGCUGAACCCCGCUCGGCCCCCUGUGGCUCCCUUGCCUUCUCUGGGGACCGAGCUCUGGCCCUGGUUCCAGGAACUCCAACCAGAACCCGACAUGAUGAGUACCUAGAAGUGAGCAAGGCACCCAGCCUGGAUUCCUCACUCCCCCAACUCCCGUCACCCAGCUCUCCUGGGGCCCCUCUCCUCUCCAAUCUGCCACGACCUGCCUCACCAGCCCUGUCUGAAGGGUCAUCUUCUGAGGCUACCACACCUGUCAUUUCAAGCGUGGCUGAACGCUUCCCUCCAGGUCUAGAGGCUGCUGAACAGGGGUCUGGAGAAUUGGGCCCAGGAAUGGCGCCAGCUGCCCACAGCCUCUGGGACCUCACUCCUCUGAGCCCAGCACCUGUAGCUUCACUGGACUUGGCUCCAGCUCCAAGCCUGCCUGGAGACAUGGAUGAAGCUACCGUGCCCUGCCACCUGGAGUGCUCAGGGGAACUCACCAAGAAGCCAAGCCCCUUCGAUAGCCCCUCUGGAGAUCGCGCCACCAAUGGCCCAGGAGAAACCAGCCCCAAGCCACCAGGGCUUGCCACAGCCAAGGCAGAAAAAGAAGAGGCUGAGGCCUGUCCUGCUUGGGAACGAGGGUCCUGGCCCGAGGGAGCUGAGAGGAGCUCCCGGCCGGAUACACUUUUCUCAUCUGAGCAGCCGCUGAAGAGCUCCGGGGGUCCACCCCGCAGUCUUUCUCCUGAAGUUGAGUCUGGACCUCAGGGAUGUGCUACAGAGCCCCGCCCCCGCUGUGGAGAGCUUUCUCCGUCAUUCCUGAACCCACCUCUACCCCCAACCACAGAUGACAGUGACCUUUCAACUGAAGAAGCUCGGCUGGUAGGAAAAGGAGGGCGGCGCCGGGCCGGGAGGCCAGGGCCCACAGGGGGCCCGUGCCCUAUGGCUGACGAAACACCCCCUACAUCAGGCAGUGACUCAGGCUCCUCACAGUCAGAUUCUGAUGUCCCACCAGAGACUGAGGAGUGCCCAUCCAUUACGGCUGAAGCAGCCCUCGACUCAGAUGAAGAUGGGGACUUCCUGCCUGUAGACAAAGCUGGGGGAAUUAGUGGAACUCACCACCCCAGACCUGGCCACGACCCACCCCCAGUCCCCCAACCAGACCCCCGCCCAUCCCCUCCUCGACCGGAUGUGUGCAUGGCUGACCCAGAAGGGCUCAGCUCAGAGUCUGGGAGGGUUGAGAGACUACGCGAAAAAGGGCAGGGGCGACUAGGGCGGAGGGCCCCGGGCCGGGCCAAGCCUGCAUCUCCUGCUCGGCGUCUGGAUAUUCGGGGAAAACGGUCACCUACCCCCGGCAAAGGGCCUGUAGAUCGAACAGCCCGGGCCCUACCCCGACCACGCAGCACUCCAAGUCAGGUCACCUCAGCAGAAGAAAAGGAUGGACACAGCCCCAUGUCCAGAGGCUUAGUCAAUGGACUCAAGGCAGGCUCCACAGCCUCAGGCUCCAAAGGUGGUUCCGGCCCUCCCGUGUAUGUAGAUCUUGCCUACAUCCCGAAUCACUGCAGCGGCAAGACGGCUGAUCUGGGAUUCUUCCGCCGAGUGCGUGCAUCCUACUAUGUGGUCAGUGGGAAUGACCCUGCCAAUGGCGAGCCAAGUCGGGCCGUGCUGGAUGCCCUGCUGGAAGGCAAGGCCCAGUGGGGGGAGAACCUUCAGGUGACUCUGAUUCCCACUCAUGACACGGAGGUGACUCGUGAGUGGUACCAGCAGACACAUGAGCAACAGCAGCAACUGAACGUCCUGGUCCUGGCAAGCAGCAGCACUGUGGUGAUGCAGGACGAGUCCUUUCCAGCCUGCAAGAUUGAGUUCUGAGAGACCCACCCUCCCUUCCCCAGGACCCACUCCUACAGCUCAUUUAGAGAAUGGCUACUGCUGAGUCCUUUGGGGGUUGAGGGAAAUGGAGCUGGGCGGGGGCAACGUCAUGAGGACUUGGGCUAAAUGGGAGGUUACUGUCCUUCCCCUCAUCUGUUCCUGGGGAUUUCAAGACCAAAGGUUCAUGAGGGGGGAAUACAAAACUAUGAGAGGUCAUCUGAGGCCUGAAACCCCUAGAUUAAUGCCCUCUCCUAGCACUGCCAAAUGCUGGUCUUGGAUGAGGAUGGGUUUCAGAGAGCAUAGUCCUCUCUCAUGGAGGAAGAUUAACAUUCCCCUCCCCCAAACCUUAUUAUUUAUUUGGCAUCCCAGAGAGGAUUGCUAAUAAUUUAUAUGCUAUAGGGAAGGCCACUGUUAGUAAGGUGUCCAGAGCUGCGCCCUUUCCUUCAUCUCCCACGCCCUAGCUACCAGAGUAUAGGUUCGAGUAUAGGUUCCAGCAAGGACCUGGGGGUAUGUGGCUGCUAUAUUGUCUUAUUGCUUCCCUCAAUAGCUGAAUGUCUCAAUCCAAAACUUGAAGCUCUUUAGACCAAGAACUAGGGAGAGGAAAAAGGAGCUCAUCUCUCAGCCCCCACUUCAUACCAUUUACAACCUAGGGCUGUGCCCAGACCAGGCUACCUGGGCAGCACAAAGGGCAAGGAGAGCCCCAGCCCCAAUCCCUCCAAACUCCCUGAUCAUUUAGAGUCUUCACCUACCCCAUUCCAACAACCCUGAUUCCUCCUCAUCCCCUGCUUGGCUUCUCUGCAUGUGGUCAUUUGCUAUGGCCUGGUGUGUAAUGGGUUAAAAAUAAGCCACUGCCUGACAUCCACAUCCAACAUUUUAGCCACGUGUGACUCCCCAACAUUCCAGUCCUUUACCAUCCUGCAGCUGAAAUGGGAGCACUGGCUGCCUCUCCAAACCCCAACUCUUGGACAGAGGUUCUGGGAGGUGGAGGCUGGUUUAGAGAACUUGGGAGGAAGGGGGACAGGAAGGAGGAGGGGCAAGAAGAGAGGAAGAUGAGCUAUAGCUUAACUCCUCCUGAGUGACAGGAUAAGCAUUCUACUACAGGACCUCGCCCCAACCAAGCCAGUGAGCAGCCCUGCCCGACCCUGCUGGACUGAGAAACCCAGACACUGAUAGUUCCUGGGGCUUGCCUUCUGUGCCAAGCCAAUGGGAAAUCCAGUGGAGCCCACCUCAUGUUGUUCCUAGCUCCCCUCCCCCUGCUGCUGUGCUCUGCUCCUCCCCACACCUCCCUGCUACAGAUCCUGGCUGCUGUAACAGCCACCUCCAACGCUAACAAUAAAUCAAGUUCAUUGCA
This is a messenger RNA of Psammomys obesus (fat sand rat), 10450 nucleotides long. It is a transcript of the gene Map1a, whose product is annotated as microtubule associated protein 1A. Gene Ontology annotation, biological process: microtubule cytoskeleton organization; dendrite development; regulation of microtubule depolymerization. Bases 1 to 9099 code for a protein of 3032 amino acids. The record is from RefSeq and is a predicted model, not a curated record. The transcript has 7 exons. Gene Ontology annotation, cellular component: microtubule; cytosol; neuronal cell body. Gene Ontology annotation, molecular function: actin binding; microtubule binding. NCBI's taxonomy places the organism in Eukaryota, Metazoa, Chordata, Mammalia, Rodentia, Muridae.